UUUUAUUUUUGGCCAGUUGCGCAUUGCUUUCUCUUGCGUUGCCCUUGCGUUCGUUUCAUUAUCGCUCGUCGCGUGUAUAGCUUACAUUCGAAACUGAAAACCGUAAAAAAUAGUUCAUAUUUCUGCAGUUAUCUGGAGAAAGUGCGUUAUCAGAAACACCCGAUUAUCUAAUCACCGCAGAGAAGCUACAAUCGCAGUGGGCCAGUCAGCUGCUGUCAGGCCAGACUCUCGCUAGCCCGCUCCCACUCUCAGCUGAAACAACGCGCUCUCUCGCGCCUCCUGACGUUUCUUUUGCACGUUCUCAUUUUUGCUAAGAUUCUCACACUGGCGGGUGCGGGCGACAAGGGCUCCUUCAACUAUUCGACGAUGCUCAAGUUUUUGUUAACAUUUGGCGCCGGUGCUUAUACGGGUAUCUACAUCUCACAAAACUAUGAGGUUCCCCGGGUAGAUGAUCCGCAGAAGUUGAUACAGCGUCUCAACGAGAAAGUAAAGGAACUGGUGGACCAAAGCAAGAACAAAUCACCCGGCGAGAAACUAGUGGAUGACAUCAAAAAAGAAGCCAAGAAAAUACUAGACGACUGACUGCAAAAAUAGGUCCACACUUUCAGUUUAAACAGAUUUAUCUAUGAUCAAAUAAAGCAAAGCUACAUGACUAGACGAA
Messenger RNA from Drosophila eugracilis, 661 nucleotides. RefSeq lists its product as uncharacterized. The transcript has 4 exons. Lineage: Eukaryota; Metazoa; Arthropoda; Insecta; Diptera; Drosophilidae. Bases 367 to 582 code for a protein of 71 amino acids. The record is from RefSeq and is a predicted model, not a curated record.